Lepisosteus oculatus (spotted gar) is the source of this 1355-nucleotide messenger RNA. The record is from RefSeq and is a predicted model, not a curated record. Lineage: Eukaryota; Metazoa; Chordata; Actinopteri; Semionotiformes; Lepisosteidae.
AUGUCGCGCCGUGCGACCUUUGACCCGAGGGAUCAGGCCGGCCGUGCGCGAACAGUGCCUCUCUGGGAAUGCGGGAUCGCCGGGGAGCUGCGCAGAGAGAGGGACGGGGAGGAGAGGGCGUUCGUAUCUGCCCAGCCGAACCCCCGAACUCCGCAGGCAGGGGCUUUUAAGCUUUACGACCUCGAUAACGAUGGCUACAUCACCCGAGACGAGAUGUUAAACAUUGUGGACGCCAUCUAUCAGAUGGUGGGGAACACUGUGGAGCUGCCCGAGGAAGAGAACACGCCGGAGAAAAGGGUCGACCGCAUUUUUGCCAUGAUGGACAAGGUAAACGCCAUCCCACUGCCUGGCCCACUUCAGCUCAGCCUGUUCCAGGAGGGCUCCAAGGCUGACCCGUCCAUUGUCCAGGCCCUCUCUCUGUACGACGGGCUGGUAUAGUGAAGGCUGCGCUGCAGUGAGUGUCCACCAGGGGGCAGAAGGAGAUAUCCCAGAGCGCCCCGCUCCAGUGCCAUCAUGCUCGUUCUUGCAAGAGGCCGACAUCGUUUUCGCCUUCUUUCUGCGCAGAGGAAGUGUGUGCGUGUGUGUCUGUGGGGGGUGGGGGUUUGGAAUCGGGGUUGGGGGGUGGGGAGAGGGGGUGACCUUCACUUGUCGAUCACUCGUCUCCAUCAUCGCCAAAAACGAACUGAGUGGGGGGGGGGAGAAAAUGGAGGAAGACGCGAUGACCUGCCUGCUCUGGGGGCUGCUGGGAAGAAGGAGACUGAUCCCUUCUGUUGCUCAGGAGUGACGCGCAGUGAAGGCCCCUGCACAUCGUUAAUCACACCUCCGCCGCUACGAAUACACGAGUGCGAUCAUGCUUAUUAAUGCUGGAGAUGAUGAUUGUUUUUUGGAGUGCGAAAACGAAAAUCUUAUUUAUAUGUAUCAUUUAUAUAUAUAUAUGUAUGUAUAUUGGCUUAAAAAUGAAGUUUUAGUGGCCGAAUCCGCUGACGUGGCAUCGCUGGGGGUUUAUGAUGAUUUUUUCUUGUGUGCGAAAAGUGUCGUGUGCUCACGUGGAACGAGAUUAAGUGUUAUUUUUUCAAAUCCGUGGAAUUCUUUCCUUAAUGGGCCCGCCCCUCCGCGAGCUCCGAGGGGUGGAGGGUGGGGAGUGUGUGUGUGUAUGUGGGGGCGCCCCUUGAGGAAGAUCAUGGGAAACACUUGCAAAGGGGGGCUUCCCUGGAGCUGCAGAGGGCCGUGUGCAGGACAGGCGCCUGGAAGAGGGGCUGGAGCACGCUGGCUUCCUGUACUUGUGAAUGUGCUUUCCUCUUGUGCCGUCUUGUGUAACCCCCCCAUACUCGAUUAAACCAACAUGGAGGAAACGA